Patella vulgata (common limpet) is the source of this 2463-nucleotide messenger RNA. RefSeq names its product SCO-spondin. The record is from RefSeq and is a predicted model, not a curated record. The transcript has 10 exons. Gene Ontology annotation, molecular function: protein binding. Gene Ontology annotation, cellular component: extracellular matrix. Lineage: Eukaryota; Metazoa; Mollusca; Gastropoda; Patellidae. The annotation marks the transcript as partial.
AUUCCCAGCUCACGUGAUGGUUUAGUGUUCGAGAAAACUGGACGUUUCUUGACAGUUCGUACUCAGCUUGGGUUUCAGUUGAAAUGGGACAGUAAGGAAUCGAUAUUUGUUCAAGUUGAGAAGAGUAUGAAGAAGAAAAUAUGUGGACUUUGUGGUUUGUAUGAUGGCAAUCCACUCAAUGAUUUUAUGAUUGGAGGAGAUAUUGCUCCAUCUGUUAUCAGUUUUGCACAUUAUUACAAGAAGAUAAUUCCUGGUGAAGCUACUUGUCCAGAUUUACCUCAGUCCAGUGGUUGUUUAACAGACACACCAGCUAAUAUUGCUAAAACACAAUCAGCCACAACACGAUGUAAUCAGAUGAAUGGGGGAAAGUUCACCUCUUGCAAUUCAGCUGUUCUUGGAAACGGAAUAACAAUAUUUUGGGAUGGACGAACAAGGGCAUACAUAACAGCCCCACCUGUGUUCAUGCGUAAAACAGGUGGCUUGUGUGGUUUUUAUGAUGGUAAACCAACCAAUGACUUUAAAACUCCAGACGGCAAUACUGAAACAAAUCCAAAUAUAUUUGGGAACCGAUGGAAGACAGAAACCACCUGUAUUGAUGUGCCACCUAAUACUAUGCCUCCUUGUGACAGAAACCCAGAACGUAAACUUAAUGCUACCAAAGAAUGUGCUGAAUAUGCUAGUCAGUGUGCAAUGGAAGAAAUUAAUCUUAACUGGAGACAGAAAAUUCCUGAAUGUGCUAUAAAAUGUCCAGCAAAUCAGAUAUACAUGAGCUGUGGUAAUCCAUGUGUGAGAUCAUGUAGAAAUAUUGCUUUAAAUUUAGACUGUCGAGCAACAUGCGUUGAAGGAUGUACUUGUCCUUCAGGCUUUACAUUAAAUGAUUUAAGUGAAUGUAUACCCAUUUCUGAUUGUUACUGUAUAUUUGACAAUCGAGAAUACCAACCAGGUUUCACAACACUUAAAGGCAAAGAUUUAUGUCAAUGUGUGAAUGCUCGUUGGUCAUGCCGAACAUUUGUGACUGAAACUAACACCACAGGUGAAAUUUUACCAACUGAUGUUGUCAUUCAAGCCCCAUGUCCCUCCAACAUGAAGUAUUCAGAUUGUGUUAGCAGGUGUCCCCAGACAUGUUCCAAUCUUCAUGAUCCUCCCACCUGUACCAAUGCCCCAUGUGAGCAGGGAUGUGUCUGUGAAUCUGGUUUUGUAUUUGAAAGCAGUCAAGAGAAUGCAAUGUGCAUUCCUAAUAACACAUGCCCAUGUUUUCAUGGUGGUCAAAAAUAUUUCAAUGGACAGGUCAUUAAAAUGGACUGUAGCAAUUGUACAUGUCAUGAUAGAAAAUGGAUUUGUAAUGAAAUAGAUUGUCCAGCGUACUGCACAGCCUAUGGUAAUUCCCACUACAUAACUUUUGAUGGUAAACCAUAUAACUUCCAAGGAAACUGUGAUUUUAUACUUGCCAAAUCCACAGAAUUUGAUCGAGAGCAAUUUCAGAUUAUCACAGAAAAUGUUCCGUGUGAAGGUCCAGGUGUCAUUUGCUCAAAGGCCAUUGAAUUUACCAUUGGUGAACCAGGUACACCAGACUUCUAUCGACUGAACUUAGUCCGAGGGAAACCUAUUAUGGUCGAUUCUAAAGCUCCAUUUGCUAUAACAGAUGUCGGAAAUUCUGUCAUUGUCAAUACCCCAGGAGGAAUCACACUUUCCUGGGAUAAAGGUACUACUGUCUAUGUACAGCUAUCUGCAGAACACAUGGGAAAGGUUACUGGACUUUGUGGUAACUUUAAUGGCAAUCCAAAGGAUGACUUUAAAGGCAGACUAGGUGGACCCACCCUUUCAUCAGCCAUCACAUUCGGAGAUCAAUGGAAAGUUCAUGAUUAUUGCAAAAUCCCACCAACAAUUGUAUCUGAGUGUGAAAAGGUUCCAGCAAGAAAACCAUGGGCAGAACAAAAAUGUGAAAUCCUGAAAACGAAGGCUUUUGAACCAUGCCAUUCAGUGGUUGAUUAUAAACCAUAUUUAGAGAGGUGUGUUUUUGAUGUAUGUGCAUGUAAUAUGUCGGGAGAAUGUGAAAGUUUAUGCACUGAUGUUGCUGCCUAUGCACACGAAUGUGCGAUCAAGGGAACACCAAUAGUAUGGAGAACUCAAGAGCUAUGUUAUAUUGAGUGUGUAGAUUGUGAAGAAUAUAACCCAUGCAUCACAACAUGUCCCGAAAAAACAUGUGAUAACCAUCUUCAUUAUGAUGAGAUAACUAGAGAAUGCCUGCAAGAAGCCUGUUAUGAAGGUUGUCAUAGAAAACCGUGUCCACCAGGCCAAGUGUUUGACAGUAAUGUAGAACCAAUGAAAUGUGUGUCUGUCACUGAAUGUCAACCCGCUUGUCUAAUUGGCAGUAAGAAAUAUCGAGAAGGGGAGAGAAUUUUUGAUAAAUCUGUUUGUAAUCCUGAAUGUGAAGUCUGGAAGAAUCCUAUUGAUUUUCAAUGA